Hypanus sabinus (Atlantic stingray) is the source of this 1471-nucleotide messenger RNA. It is a transcript of the gene hopx, whose product is annotated as HOP homeobox. The transcript is spliced from 3 exons. The record is from RefSeq and is a predicted model, not a curated record. Gene Ontology annotation, cellular component: nucleus. Gene Ontology annotation, molecular function: DNA binding. Gene Ontology annotation, biological process: cell differentiation; regulation of transcription by RNA polymerase II. Lineage: Eukaryota; Metazoa; Chordata; Chondrichthyes; Myliobatiformes; Dasyatidae. The coding region runs from base 915 to 1151 and encodes 78 amino acids.
ACUCAUUGAAACCCAGGGCGGGAUUAAGGCUGAGAAGGUGUUCAGCAACGUACAGAUUGAUCCAGUGAAUAUUUCUAGAUUCUACUUUGCAUCAAUUAUUUGACUGUGAAAAGACUGGGAAUUUGUGGCCAAGCCAGGUUUCCACAUAAUUUAAAUUCAAAAGCUACAGACGCUGGGAAUCUAAGGGGAAAAAAAUCGAUGCUGAAAAUACUCAGCGCCCAGGCAGGAUCUGCGGAGUGAAAAACAGUUCUCUUUGUAGCCAGAGUGUUUCCAUCAGUUUCUAAAUUUACUUCAAAUGUCAUAAUCUGGUAGCAGUGAAUAGUGAAGGGCGAUUAGAAUUGAAGCGGAUAUUUAAAUGAAGUAAGUCAAUGGAAUUUUCGUUCUGUCGUUCAGCAAUUGAAAUGAAGCAGUAACACUGGCAACCGUGUCAACACUUCAAACGUGCUUCAUUGGUUGUAAAGUGGUUCAGAACGUCCUGAACCAAUGAAAGGCGCUAUUGAAAUACGAGUCUUUAUCAAAUUACAGCGUCAUUGUUUGCCUCCAAUGGCAGAAUAAUGUUCAACUGAACUGACACUUGUUCUGUGUCAUUUGUUUUGGGCCAGUCUCAAAUUCUCAUGAACAUCAUCUCCGAAAUUCACUACUUUCACUCGGUAUCUGUUUCUCUCGCUCUCUGUUUUCGCAUCGUAGCUUUGCUGGGAAACAUUCAGUGUGCAUGGUAACAAGAGAGAUCUGGGAAUAACUUCGGGAAACUCGUGGACUCCAAUUCUUGGCUCCUGGUUUGCAUCAGUCCUAGCAACCUCCAAAGAAGGCGGGUUGUUUCGGUGCGAUAUGUGAACAAGGGUCAUUACUUACCCUGGUUUCCGUGAGGAGUAUAAACAGCAGUAAAGUAGGUAACCGUGUUGGAACCCAGCGCAAUGCAGAGUGGCGCAGCUGGUAGGUCCGACCCUCUGGCAACUUUGACAGAAGAGCAGAUUCAGCAGCUAGAAAAUAAUUUUGCCCAAAUGAAGCAGCCGAACGGCUCGUCGCUGAUUCUGAUCGCAGCCGAGUGUGGACUCUCGGAGGAGUUGACAGCGCAAUGGUUCAAGCAGCGCAUGGCAAAGUGGAGACAAUCAGAAGGCUUCCCUGCAGAAAGUGGAUCUGUCAAAGAUUAAAGAAAUUUGAAUAUGACCAGAAGCAUCAAAGGGAAUCAUUCCACACUGCAGCGAACUGCUCCACCCUUCACCGCCUCCACUCAGCACAAAGAGUCCCCGGGAUUAGGGUGUGAGCAGAAUGCUGUCUUUAACUGACUUUGGUAUAUUUGUGGAAUUUGAAUUCAUAUUUUGCCUAGUCUGAGUCUCAUUCUCUUAGAAGUGCUCAUUUAUGAUAUACUAAUUAUAGUUUAUGUAAUAUUGUUUAGCUAAAUAAGUUUGUGAGGUUUAAGUGCAAUUAUAUCAAAAUUUUGGAGAUAUUAUAUAAUAUAAUUUGAAGUUGA